AUGUACAUCGCCCCAUGCCCAUGCGAGGCGCCGUUGCUCUUGACACAGGUCUGCGCGGAAUGGCGGAGGCUUGCCAUUGCCAUGCCUUUGCUGUGGUCGUCUCUGUCUGUGAUUGUCUACCCCACACACUCGGACCCAGCGUUGCCAUUAAUCUACUUAUGGCUCGACAGGUCGGGCUCAUGCCCCCUAUCGCUCUCGUUCACCCAUGAAGACCAAGAUAAAUGGGAGAACGACGGCUCGGAGCUCGCUGCGCACAUCCUCACCCUCUUCUUCGACUUUUGGACGAGGUGGCAGAAUUUCAGCAUGGUAUUACCUGAUCCAUGCCCCGGCUACGCCAUAACCACGCUUCCAGAGUCCGGACCGCCGCUUCUGCAGAACCUUCGCAUGUUGAUAGGCGAUGGGUUGUGUGCAGAGGAAAUUGACGUCGCUGCCACAUUGUACGCCUCAGCUCCCAGGCUCACAGAGUUCACUUGGGGACAUUCGUACUAUGACAUUGACCAUAGAACCGUACCGUGGCACCAGCUCUCUUGCCUGCGGCUGGAAUGCGACGUCCCCAUGGGCGCAGUAUUAAACAUCCUAGAGCUCGCGCCCUCCCUCACCACCAUGCAUCUAGACGGUGUAUAUCGCGCCACAAAAGCGCGCAACGGUAUUUCGCAAUCCCCGGGAAGAAGGCAUAUCACUCACCCCAGUCUUCUGGCUCUCACCGUAGUGAGCAUCCAACCUCGCAAUCAACAGACUACUUCGUGUAUCUUCAGACACCUCACACUGCCUAGCCUUACACACCUCGAAAUCUCAGAACUUCCCAUGACGCCACCAACGAAGCUCUCGACGCUCUCGUUUGAAUUGCCUGCCUUCCUCUCACGAUCGAAAUGUCCGCUCCAGAGCCUUCGCGUUGAUUCUAUAAACAACAUAUUAGCCGUUGUAAUUGAGUCCUUGAAUGUCGUCACCCACACACUUGUUUGCUUGGACAUUCAGCAUGAGCGCGAGGUGGUCGAUAUCGAUCCCUUACUUUCCCUGCUCUCCUUGUCCACCAAGACCGAGCCAUUUCCAACGCACCGAUGUUGUCCGCGGCUUCAGCACCUCAAGCUUGGCCAUAACGUGAAGGCACGGGCUAUCGUCAUAGAGAAGCUCCUCUUAUCACGGUGGGUUUCACGGGUGUUGGGAUUCCCAACAUUGGAGUUAAAUUCGGAUUGGCCGCUGUGCAUGUCUCGUACUUCUGUACAGCAAAGGUAG
Pleurotus ostreatus (oyster mushroom) is the source of this 1233-nucleotide messenger RNA. RefSeq lists its product as uncharacterized. The transcript has a single exon. Lineage: Eukaryota; Fungi; Basidiomycota; Agaricomycetes; Agaricales; Pleurotaceae. The record is from RefSeq and is a predicted model, not a curated record. Bases 1 to 1233 code for a protein of 410 amino acids.